Aedes aegypti (yellow fever mosquito) is the source of this 520-nucleotide messenger RNA. RefSeq lists its product as uncharacterized. The record is from RefSeq and is a predicted model, not a curated record. The transcript has 2 exons. NCBI's taxonomy places the organism in Eukaryota, Metazoa, Arthropoda, Insecta, Diptera, Culicidae. The coding region runs from base 57 to 407 and encodes 116 amino acids.
CCAGCCCCAGUAGACACCGGGAGCUGUAAACACUGACGUUACAAAUCGUUCUACAGAUGUUGAGUUGGUUUUUCUUGACGUUGAACAGGAAAAUUAAUGAUGUCAAUUCUGAAAGCGAUCUGGUGGCAUUCUCUCAGAUAAAAAACCACUAUAGUACAAAGUACCACAUAGAUACCUGCUUAUUCACUGCCGAAACUCGCACGGAGACGCUACAAGAGUUGUACGAUGCUGCGGCCAAAACACCGGUUUCGGCGAUUGCGGAAAUGGACCGUAUCGCCGGUUACAACGAAUCUGACCACCUUGGUUCGGAUGCUUUCCUAUGUACGCCGGUUUUGGGUCAAACGCGACGGAAACUCCGAGCCAAGGUCGACAUGGACAUCGAAACCAGACUGGUAAGUGAUGGUUGAUGUAUCAUGACACAUUUAACAAAUCGUUUCAGUGUCCUCGAAAACAUUAUGUUCUUCUCAUAUUCCAUUCAAUGUGAGUAGCUCAGAGAUAAUAUAUAAAGUAAAAUGUGACA